Molecule: messenger RNA, 890 nt
Organism: Pichia membranifaciens NRRL Y-2026
Lineage: Eukaryota; Fungi; Ascomycota; Pichiomycetes; Pichiales; Pichiaceae
Exons: 2
Coding region: 123-890 (255 amino acids)
Biological process (GO): cytoplasmic translation
Cellular component (GO): ribosome; cytosolic large ribosomal subunit
Molecular function (GO): structural constituent of ribosome; RNA binding
Source: RefSeq, a predicted model, not a curated record
CGUGGGGACCGAUAUGGUUGUUCACAAGUGAAAUAAUGGAUCUACGGACCGAAACGGACGAGAGUAUGGGGUUUUACAGGCUUCUGUUUCGUUUGCUUGCUAAGAAACUGUAACUAGUCGAAAUGGGUAGAGUUAUCAGAAACCAAAGAAAGGGUGCAGGUUCCAUCUUCACUGCUCACACCAGAUUGAGAAAGGGAGCAGCCAAGCUCAGAACCUUGGACUACGCCGAAAGACACGGUUACAUCAGAGGUGUCGUGAAGCAGAUCAUCCACGACCCAGGUAGAGGUGCUCCAUUGGCCAGAGUUUCCUUCAGAGACCCAUACAGAUUCAAGUUAAGAGAAGAAACCUUCAUUGCCAACGAAGGUGUCUACACCGGCCAAUUCAUCUACUGUGGUAAGAGUGCCUCUCUUAACAUCGGUAACGUCUUGCCAUUGGGCUCCUUGCCAGAAGGUACCAUCGUCUCCAACGUCGAAGAGAAGGUCGGUGACAGAGGUGCUUUGGGCAGAACCUCCGGUAACUACGUCAUCAUCAUCGGACACAACCCAGACGAGAACAAGACCAGAGUCAAGUUGCCAUCUGGUGCCAAGAAGAUCAUUUCUUCCGACGCCAGAGGUGUCAUUGGUGUCGUCGCCGGCGGUGGUAGAAUCGACAAGCCUUUGUUGAAGGCCGGUAGAGCAUUCCACAAAUACAAGGUCAAGAGAAACUCGUGGCCUAAGACCAGAGGUGUUGCCAUGAACCCAGUCGAUCACCCUCACGGUGGUGGUAACCAUCAACAUAUUGGUAAGGCUUCGACCAUCUCCAGAGGCGCUGUUUCUGGUCAAAAGGCCGGUUUGAUUGCUGCCAGAAGAACCGGUUUGUUGAGAGGUUCUAAGGACAAGAACGACGACUAA